AUGAGAGUAAAAUCAGUAGGAUAAAGUGUUAAAUAUUCAAACAAAAACAGCUAAAAGGUAUCAAAAAAGUAGGAAAAAAUAAUUAGACUGUAAAGUUUAGAGGAACUCAAAUUAAUCCCAUAGAUUUAUGUUAAAGAAGUGGUAUUAACUGAGGUAAUUUUAAGCCAUCUUGAUACACUAUCAAGAGUAGUUAAUUUGCUCUAAAAGUAUGAAAACACAAGGUAGGAAAUUAACUUGAUUGCAUUUGAUCAAAACCAGGUUUAAGAGGUAUUUAAGCAUUUGGAUUCUCACUUAGAUGAAGAGCAAUUUUAUCCUCAAGUGCGAAAUACUAGAAAUUAAAUGAGGAAGGUCAUUCUAAAGUAGUUAUCUCAUCAUUUGACAGAGAUUCAAGAGUUAUAUGAUCUUCCUUUUGUUCAUUAAUGUCUUUAUAAUCAAAGACAGCUUUAAAGAGAAGUGCUAUUAAAUAGAUUUGACUCAUAGAUCUAACAGAUUUAUCUUAGAGAAGCAAAUUCAAGAUAGACUGCAAGUAUUAUAAUAGCAUUUUUAGCUCAUAAAAAGAAGGAAAAUGCUAUGAGAGUCUAUAAAGAAAUAAAUACUAUCAGAUAGCUUGAAUCUUGGUAGAAAGAGUAUCUAAAUAGAUCUUACUAUUAAAUCUUACAAAAAUAUUAAUAAAAGGUGAUGUAAAUAUAACAUCAAAGCUAUUUUCUGAAAUUUUUAGGUCAUGAAAACUAGGAAAAUGUAAUGAGAGUCUAUGAUAAUUAGAAUGCUAUGAAAUACAUUGGAUUAUUUCAUAAUUAAGAAAAAUGUUAAUAAUAAUUUAAAGCUCUCCGAAAAUAUUGCAGGAAUGAAUAAAAUAAACAAUCCAAAAAUUAAGAAGAAAAGUAGAAGUAAUAAGAAUAAUAGAGAAACAUAUCGAAAGAAUGUGAAAGAAAAUACUCAAAUAUUUCAUCUAAUUUAGCAAGUUAAAAAUUAACCUUUGACUUAUCUUAGACUUAAAGAGCAAACCUAUCCAAUCUUAUUUAGAGUAGGCAAAUAACACAAUUUAAAUAGAAACUAAUUUACUAUUCAACCAAAUAAUCUUGUUCUCUUAAAUAGAAAUCCUUAAAAUAGAUUUAAGAUUAAUGCUAAUUCAAGGAAAAUAAACUUUUAGGAGGAGGAGGAUGUGGUAGCAAACCAAAACUUACCUCUAAAAAUGCGGAUUCAAAAAAAAAAGAGUAAUAAUAAUAAAAAUAAAUAGAAAAAAUAAUUGAUGAAAAGGAAUAGCUUAAGAAAGAUUUUGAAAUUUAGAAAUCUGAAGAUACAAAUUAUGAAGAAUUAAAAAUUUUUAAAGAAUUUAACAAAAAAUAUGAUGAAUAUUUUGAUACUGAAGAAGUGAGUGCAAAAGAAAUAGAAACACAUGUCAGAAGAAUCAUCGAGAAUGCAUUAUAUGACUUUAGAGAAUAAAUAGUUUAGACAGACAUUAGACUUAAAGUGAUUGAUCUGAUUAAUUUACUCAUAAAUUAUUUGCUCAUUAUUAAAUAAAGCGAUUCGAAAUCAUCAAUACAAUCCGACAUCAAUUAAAUUGGCGAGAAAAUAUAAAGACUCAUUAUAUAUUGCAAAGAAAAUAAAGAGAGACAUGCAUGUUUGGAUCUUUAUCAAUAUUUUGAGAUUUUAAAAGCUUUAAAUUCUCAAAGAAUAGGGCUAGAUGAAGCUAAUAAACAUAUUGCAAUCAAAAUAUUUGAAAGAGUAGUCGAAGUUGUUAAAUUUGGAGCAGGAUUUGUAAGUAUUUCUGGAGCCAUCAAAAAUUUAACAGAAAUUGAUUUAGAUAAAUUAAAAAAAUUCUUUAAUUAAGUCAAGUAAAUUGCAGCUUAAGCUAUUAAAGAUGGAAAGGAGAUUGCUUAUAAUUAUAAUAGCAAUAAUUUAACCAAUAAUAUGAUGUCUUUAUGGCUACAAAAAGUUGAAUUCAUGGGAGAUAAUCUUUCUGAUAACAUUUUAGAAAUUAUUUUUUAUUUGGAAGAAUCUGAAAAAAUUACAAAUAAUGACACAAGAUUAUUUGUUUAUAUGCAAUUAAAUUAUUUGUUAUCUAAGUAGCAAAAAAAGGAUAAUUUUAAAGAGCUAUCUAAUAGAUUGCAAAAAGAAAAUAAGCUAGAACUAAUUAUUAAUUAAUCAAAGUUCUUGUAAGUUGAAGAAUACUCUGACGGUAUCAUUAAUAAGCUUAAAAAUUUAGCUAAUUUUAUGGUCAAAAAUCACCAAUUUAGAUAUUUAAAAGCUUAGUUGCUUUUACAUUUUGCCUAAAUCCUCUCUCAACUAUAAAAAAAAAAUGAAUUUGAUGCUUUAAUGAUUGGUAUAGUCUCAAACUAUUUGUAGGAAAAACAAAAGUCUGUUAAGAUUACCUAUUAAAACAAUUAAAUUUUGGCUGAUUUCAUUCAUAAUCACCUUGAUAAGAGCCAAAUUUUAAUACAAAUAAAUUAAUUCAAAAACCAAAUUACUAAGCAUUUAGACGACAAAUAAGAAUAUAAUGAAUUUGCAUAUGACAUUUAAAAUGAAAAUGAUUUAGAUAAGCAGCUAGCUAAGUAUUAUGUCGAAAUUUGGAAGCAAAGUGUUGAAUAAAGAUAAAAAAUGCUCUAAAUGGCACACAAGGAUGAUGUUCUACUUGAAGCUAUUCAUUUAUAUGUCAAUUAACAGAUAACUUAUAUAGAGGGAUAAGAAAUUAACACAGAAGAAAAAGACGCAGUCAAAUAAAUUAUUGAUCAAUUCCUCAUUCCUAACUUCGUAGUUUCUUAAGAUGAUAUUUAAGAAGAAGAGGAGGGAGAUGAAGAAAAUAAUCAAAAAAAUAAUGAAUAAUCAUGUAAAAUCAUAUCAAUUUUAGCUGAAGGAGGAUCUGGAAAGUCAAUGCUUUUAAAGAAGUUAGAAGUUGAACUUCUGAAUCGGGAUUCAGAUUACACCAAAGACAACAGAUCAGAUUUUAUACCUUUAAUAAUAAAAUGCAACUCUUUAGACAGUAAGAAUCCUUCUAUUGAAGACUAUCUAGAAUCCGUAAAUAUAUAGAGAAAAGAUAUUGACUUAUUAAAGAAAUCUGAGAGAAAUAAGCUAAUCAUGCUUGAUGGUUAUGAUGAAUACAACGGAGACUAUUUUAAAGUUUAUCAUAAAUUGAAACUUAAUGAGUGGGUGAAUACUUUAAUUAUCGUAACUUCUAGAUUAGAAAAAAUCACAGUUUCUGAUGCUAAAAUCUACUUUAACUACUAUGAUUCGCAAGGGAUGAAAGGUCAAAAUAAUUCUUUUGCAAUCUUCAAACUUGAAAAAAUUACUCAUCAAGACAUCGAAGAUUAUUUAUCAAAGUAUAAACAAUAGUCAAAAAAUACCAAAGAUUUUAAUCCUGAAUAGCAUGAUAAGCUUAAAGAUAUUAUUUUUAAAAAUAAAUAAUUGACUUAAUUGCUUAAGCUGCCAAUAAAUUUGUAUCUCGCAACCAGAAUGAUUAAUGAUUUAGACCUUAAUAAUGAAAAUAUAUCCAAUGCUUUUUAAGAAGUCUCUGAUUAGAUUGAGAUUUAAGAACUCUUUUUUUCAUAACAGUUCAAAAAACAAUCUAAAAUUUUCAUUGAAUAAUAGAAAAAACUAAGUAUCACUGAUAUGUAAAAAUAAGAAUUAAUGGAAAAAGUAGAAUCUUGCUACUUUGAAUAUUUCUAGUUUAUUGCGAUGCACAUGUUUAUUUAAAAAGGUUAAAAAUCAAAUUAUCUUUCAACAACAAGAGAUUCUAUUUAAUUUAAAAUCAGAGAAGAAGUUUCUGCUUUCUUCAAAAAAAGUAAAAUAAAUGUUGAUGAUCUUAUUGAAAAAUUAAACAAUUAUGUUGAUUCUAGAGUUGUAACAAGGAUUUAAUUGAAAUUUAAUGAAUAAACAAAAUCUAAAUAAACAUAGUCUCAAACUGAGAAAUAGAAAGUCGAAAGAGAAGACUUAAAAUAAGAAUUUGAGUUCAGACACAAGUCUCUUUUUGAAUAUUUUGCUGCUAGAGCCAUGAAAUAUGAUUUCGAUUUGCAUUAAGAUAAUGUCUUCAAGCUAGAUAUUUAAUAACUGAAAUAAUUUAAUAUUAACAAAAGAAUCAUAAUGAGCAACUAAAAAAAUGCUUCAGAGUAAUAAAUUCUUUUAAAGCUUUACAAAUUAAUGAAAUCUUAUCUUUGCUCACCAUUUUUUAAGUAAACUUAUACUCAGGAUGACAUUUCUAAAACAAACAAAUACAUAUAAUUCAUUAAAAAAUCUACGAUUUCUAAGUAAACUUAAAUAAGCGAUAUAGAUAUUGGAGCCUCUAACUUAUUGUCUGCUCUUUUUGUUUCUAAAUUUUCUUAUCCUCAUUUGAUUUUCAAAAAAUGUUCAUUCUCCUAAACAUACAUAUCUUCUAAACCUGCUAGAUCAGUUGAAUUUAUAGAUUGCAAUUUGAAUGAUUCAUUGAUAGAAAGAUAAAAUUUAGAAAAUUAUGAAACUUCAAACACCAGAAAUGCAGUUUUUAGUGGUUUCUAGAAAUAUUGUGAUACUGAAGAUGUUUUCUCAUUUAAUCAAGUUAUUUUUUAUAAAAAUACUCUUGUAACUAUCACAAAAACUGGUUAUAUAAAUUAAUUUGAUAUUAAACACAAUAACAAUAAAUCUUAUAAACAGCUCAUUUCAAAGCAUAUUACUAAUUCCCCUUUGAAAACUAUUCAUUUAAUCAACCCCAAAAAUAUAUUCGUUGUUAGUGCAAAAAAGUCUUUAUUUGAGAUAAAUACUGAAACUUUUGAAAUACUUAAUACUUUUACAUUUUCCUUCCCUAUUUCCAAUUUAACAAUCAAUAAUUCAAAAUACCUUGCUACAUUAGUUUCCAACUAAGUAUUUUACGGUGACAUUUAAAGUGGUUUCAAGCUCCUUGAUGUAAAUAGAAUCUAAGCUGAGCAGUCCUUAUUAACAAAUAAUAACAUUAUCACUUUUCAAAACCAAGAAAUUGACAUUUAUAGUUUAUCAAGCCUCUAAAUCAUAAAAAAUAUUCAAAAUUUUCCCUCUAGUUUAACUCUUUCAUCUCUUACUCAUGAUGGUAAAUAUCUUGCUACUUGUUCCGAUGAUAAGAAAUGCUAAAUCUGGAAUUUAGAAAACGGAUUUGAACUCAUUAAUACAAUUGAAACUGGACAUACUAAAGCAUUAUCUUCUGUUUCUUUUUCUUCAGACGGGAAGUUUCUUGCCACAGGUUCUUUAGAUACAACUUGCAAAAUCUGGGUUGUUGAAAAUGGAUUUUAACUCUAAAAUACAAUCAAAGAGCAUAAAGGUAGUAUUUCAUCAGUUGCUUUCUCAGUAGAUAACAAAUAUCUAGCAACAGGCUCUGAAGAUAAAACCUGUUCAAUCUGGAAUGUAGAAAAAGGAUUUGACUUGCUAAAUAAAAUAGAAGGAGAAACUAGUUGGAUUACAUCUGUUGCUUUUUCUGCAGAUGGUAAAUAUGUUGCUACAGGCUCUUAGGAUAAGACCUGCAAAGUAUGGAAGGUAGAUAAAGGAUUUGAACUCUUUACUAAAAUUGAAGGACAUACAGAAAAGAUUACCUCAGUAGCUUUUUCCUCUGAUAGAAAGUAUUUAGCAACCAGUUCAAGGGAUAAUACUUGUAAGAUCUGGAAUGCUCAAAAAGAUUUUGAACUCAUAAGUACAAUCAAAGAACAUCAAAAAGCAAUAAAUUAAGUUGCUUUUUCUUCGGAUAGCAAGUAUCUAGCAACGGCUUCAAGUGAUUUUACUUGCAAAAUUUGGGAUAUCCAAAAAGGAUUUUUACUGAUAAAUAGCAUUGAAGGACAUGAUAGAGCAAUCUAGUCAGUUGCUUUUUCACCAAAUGGCAAGUAUCUUGCAACAGGUUCUUUCGAUAGUACUUGCAAAAUCUGGGAUGUAGAAAAAGAAUUUUAAAUUGUUAUUACUAUUGAAGAAAGGAAAACUGUUUACUCUGUUGCUUUCUCUUCAGAUGGAAAGUACAUAGCAACAGGUUCAGAUGAUAAUACCUGCAAAAUAUGGAAUAUAGAAAAAGGAUUUGAAUUUACAAAUAAAAUUGAAGGACAUAGAGAUUAAAUUACAUCAGUUACUUUUUCUACAGAUGGCAAAUAUUUGGCAACUAGUUCUAAUGAUAAAAUUUGCAAAAUUUGGAAUGUGGAAAAAGGAUUUGAACUAUUCAAUACAAUUCUAGGACAUACUUCUUUAAUAAACUCUGUUGCUUUUUCUGCAGACAGUAAGUAUCUCGUUUCAGGUUCAGAUGAUAAAACCUGUAAAAUCUGGAAUAUAGAAAAAGGAUUUGAAGUUAUAUAUAGUAAUGAAGGGCAUACUGAGUGUAUUUACUCAAUUGAUUUUUCUGCAGAUGGCAAGUAUGUGGCAACAGGUUCUUGGGAUAGCACUUGCAAAAUCUGGAAUAUAGAAAAAGGUUACGAACUCAUAAAUACAAUCGAAGGGCAUACUUCAAAUAUACGAUAAGUUGCUUUUUCUACAAAUGGCAAGUAUUUAGCAACUGGUUCAGAUGAUAAUACCUGCAAAAUCUGGAACGUACAUAAAGGUUUUGAACUUAUUAUUACUAUUGAAUAACAUAGUGAAUCAGUUAAUUCAGUUGCUUUUUCUCCAGAUGGUUAAUAUCUUGCAAUAGGUUCCCAAGAUAAAACUUGCUCAAUUUGGGAAGUGGAAAAUGAAUUCGAGCUCAUCAAAGUUAUGCAAGGAUUUGAUAAAUAAGUUAUAUCAGUUACUUUUUCUGCUGAUUGCAAGUAUCUAGCAACAGGAAUAGAUGACGAUAAUAGCACUUGCUUUAUUUGGAGUGUAGAAUAAGGAUUUGAAGUCAUACACGGGGUUGAAGGGGAGACUAGAUUUAUUUAAAAAGUUGUUUUUUCAACAGAUAACAAGUAUCUAGCAACAUUUUCUUAAAAAAAUGGUUGUAUCUGGGACAUGCAAAACGGAUUUGAGCUGAUAAAUAAAAUUGAAACUGGUCAUACCGAUAAUGUUUACUCAGCUGCUUUUACUUCAGAUAGCAAGUAUCUCACUACAGGUUCAAGAGAUAAAACUUGUAAAAUAUGGAGUGUAGAGAAAGAAUUUGAACUUGUAUAUACAAUCUAAGAUCAUGCAGGUUAUAUUUACUCAAAUGCUUUCUCUACUGAUGACUAAUAUCUUGCAACUGGCUCAUUUUUAAAUAUUUGUACGAUCUGGAAUGUAGAAACUGGGUUUGAACUAAUAAAUAGCAUUGAUAAAUAUAAUAGCAAUCAGUCAUCAACUUCUUUUUCAUCAGAUGGAAAGUAUCUUGUCACAAUUUCAGAGGGUAUCACCUGCAAAAUUUGGAACUUAGAAAAAGGAUUUGAACUUACAAAUAAAAUUGUAGGGCAUGAUAAGACUAUUUAAUCAGUAGCAUUUUCAGCUGAUGACAAGUAUCUAGCAACAGGUUCAGAUGAUACCACUUGUAAAAUCUGGAAUGUCAAAAAUGGUUUUGAACUCGUUAAUAAGAUUGAAGGACAUAACAGUAGUAUUCUAUCAGUUGCUUUUUCUGCAGAUAGCAAGUAUCUUGCAACUGCUUCACUAGACAAAACUUGCAAAAUCUGGAAUCUACAAAAUGGAUUUUAACUGAUAAAAAAUAUUGAAGGACUUACAACUUAUAUUUCCUAAGUUUUAUUUUCUGCUGAUGGUAAAUAUCUCAUAACAUGCUAACACGAUGAGGAGACUUUUAAAAUCUGGAAUGCAGAAAAAGGAUUUGAAUUGUUGAGCUAAAAUGAAAUGGCUGAUAAUGAGAUUAAUAAAAAUGCUUUCUAAUUAUAUCAAUUUUGA
Molecule: messenger RNA, 7758 nt
Organism: Tetrahymena thermophila SB210
Lineage: Eukaryota; Ciliophora; Oligohymenophorea; Hymenostomatida; Tetrahymenidae
Product: WD domain, G-beta repeat protein
Exons: 2
Molecular function (GO): protein binding
Source: RefSeq, a predicted model, not a curated record